Messenger RNA from Paramecium pentaurelia, 3360 nucleotides. The record is from the annotation of a GenBank genome assembly. NCBI's taxonomy places the organism in Eukaryota, Ciliophora, Oligohymenophorea, Peniculida, Parameciidae.
AUGGUGGAUUUGAUUAAUCAAAUAGAUUUCAAGAGAGAAAUUGUUAAUUAGAAUCAAUCUGUACUAUUACCUUAAAAUAUCUAAGCAAUUAAGGUACUUAUUACAUAAUCAGAAAUCAUUGUAAAAUUUGAUUUUAUAGAUAGUUAGAACCUAAUAGUAAAAGUCUUCCAAUAGAUACACGAUUAAUAAUCAAUCGAAAAGAUUUUCGUAUUUCUGUUGAAGAUCUAAAAAGUCGAAAACUAUAAGAAUCAUCAUAAUUAUAUUCUGCAUUUUUAGGUUUUAUAAACAUAAAAUCUGUGAUAUUUUUAUUGAUGGUUGAUCGUUGUAGUCAUCAUUAAUUGCAUCCUCUUUACAAAGAUUUCUUUCAUAUUCAUACUACUAAAUUUAUAGCUUUGGACAAUAGAGCAGCUUCAGUUACAGAAAUUUAAGAAGCUGUAUCAAACUUAAAAAAUUUACUUUCAAAAGGAUUUUAUUUUACAUAUGAGAAAUGUGAUGAUAUUGAUAGAGAAGAAUUUAUGUGGAAUAGAGGACUAUGUAAAUAACUUUAUACUUAAUAAAUAAAAAAUUGGGAUGUUCUAAUGAUUUAAGGAUUUAUGGAUAGUUUCUCAGUUUAUUUGGAAGGUAAAAGAGUAUAAGUGGCUUUAAUUGCAAAAAGAUCUUUGAAGGCUCCAGGAACUAGAUUAGCUUAAACAGGAGUAUAGAAAGAUGGAAGUGUGGCUAAUUUUGUUGAAACUACUUAGAUAGUAGUUGUAGCAAAUUUAAAAUGUUAAUUUAAAUAAAUUAGAGGGAGUGUUCCUGUAUUUUGGAGAGAAUCAGGAAAUUUAUUAAUGAAGAAAUUAGAAUUGUAUGGGAAUGAAUAAGAUAAUCAAAUUGGAUUUACAAAUCAUUUUAAUAAAUUAGUAUAAAAAUAUGAAAGAGUAUUAGCUGUGAAUUUAAUGAAUAAAAAUAAAUAAACAGAACAUGAUUUAAUAUAAGCUUAUGAAUUAGGAAUUCAUUAAUAUUAACCUGAUAGAUUAAAAUAUAUAUAUUAUAAUUUUGAUGAAAUUACUUAAGGUGUUGAUUUUCAUAUAAUAAAUUAAGAUAUAAUGAAAAUAAGUAAUUUUAUUAAAAAUAUGUAAUUUGAUGCCUAUGAUUUAAUAACAAAUUAAAGAAAAUUGAAAUAAAGAGGAAUAGUUAGGACUAAUUGUUUAGCUUGUUUAGAUAGAACUAAUGUAUAUUAAUAAAGAGUUGGAUUAUUGAUGUUAGAAUAUCAAUUGAAAUGUAUGGGAUUAGAUUUAGAAAGAAUAUUAGGAUAAAAGAUUUUAGAUAUUAAUGAAAAUAAUACUAAAUUCCUAAAUCCAAUUAUUGUUUUAUUUAAAUAAAUGUGGGGAGAUCAUGGAGAUUUUAUAAGUUAUCAUUAUACUGGAACUGGAUCAUUACAUACUAAUCAAGAGAGAGGUUAAUAAUCAUUUUUGGAUAUUUUGGGAAGUGGAAUGGUACCUUUGAGUAGAUUUUAUAGAAAUAAUUUUAGUGAACAUUUAAGAUAGGAAAGUAUUCUAACAUUGUUAGGAAACUCAACCUCAGAAAGAAUAUAUAUUGAUAACGAUCAAUCUUAUUUGCCAUUUACUACUUUAGAAGCUAAUGAUCUUUCAAAAAUUGGAUAUGCAAAUUUAUAUUAUAUUAAUUAUAAAUUAAGUGAAGAUUAAUCAAAAUAUACUAUUUAUGCUAUGAAUGAAGAUUAAAAUAUAUAAAUUUAAUGUUUUAUAGAAAAUGGUAAAUAAUAUAAUGAAAUUGUUAAAAUUCAUAAUGAAUUAGAUAGCAAGUUUAGAUCAAGCAUAAAAAUAAAAAAAAUUGAUAAUAAACAUUGUUUAUUAGUUGAAUUAGGAACAAUUAAUUUGUAUUAAUUAGUUUAAAAUGAGUUACAUACAUUUUCUGAAUUAUAAUUGCUUCAAAUAUUAUUAGAUAUGGCUCAAUAAAUUAAGCUAUAUUAAUAACAAGGUUUAUACUUAAAUGGAAUUACUGCCAAAAGUGUUUGGUUCUAAUAUAUCAAUUAAAACCAAUAUAAAAUAUAUUUUGAUACUGCUACUUAUAUACCAACAACUUUUAAUUAGUAUCCUACAACCAUAAAACCAGAUUAUAUGGACCCAAUUAUAAUUUAAAAAAUUGAUUAAUAAGAAUAAGCAUUAGAAAGAUAAGAGAAUAUUUAUAAUACAAAUGAUUUGAUCACAUAACAUACAAACAAUUUUACAGAUGAAUAAGUUUAAUAAGCCUAGAUAUGGAUUUUGGCUAGAAUAAUUUAUGUUAUUCUAUAUUAUCCUUAACCAACUUAAACUAAUAAUAUUGAUAUUAUGUUACCAAAUUUAAAUCAAAUGAUUGAAAAAUAAAAGUUUACAGCUCUAGCUUAAUUACUUAAGAAAAUGUUCAGAUAAGAUUUAAUAUCACCUAUUAUUGAUAUUGAUUAAUUGAUUUUAGAAACUUAAAAAAUUAAAGAGCAAUUAGGUAAUCAACCUAAUCUGUAAAUUCCUGAUAAACCUUUUAAAUAAACAUUAUUUUAGGAAAAAUAACUUAGAUGUUUAGUUGAUUUAUGUAAACAUUUUAGAUGUUAUGAGUAAGGAUUAUAAAUUAUUAUUUAAUUAUAAAAAUUAUCAUAGGAUGCUCCAUUAGAAGAUAAAGUUUAAUUAGUUUCAAAUCAUUUAUUUUUUUUGAUCUAUUUAGGUAGAAUUUAAGAAGCAUUUGAAUCUAUGCUUGAAUUUCAAGAAUUAUUGGAUCAAUGUAGUGAAACAGAAAUACCAAAUAUUAAGCAAAUAAUUAUUGAAACUAAUGUAUUAUUUUUACGACUCUUUUAAGAAGUAAGUAUAAUUUAUAUAUAUAAAUAGUUUUAAUAAUUGAACUUUACAAAUUCAUAAUUAAAAGAGAUUUUACUUGAAGAUCCCCCUUUGAAUUUAAUGCAUCCUUUAAAAUCAAUCUUAUAUUUAAUAUGGAGUGAAAUUUCAAUUGAAGAAGAUGUUUAACUUAAUUAUGCUCUAAAAGCCUUUGAAUUUUAUAGAAAUUCCAAAGUUUAACAUGAAUAUCUAAAGAUUAUGAUUCACAUUUAAAUUAUCAAAGGUUAUAUUAAGAAACAACAAGUUUAGAAGGCUUAGGAACAUAUUUAGAAUGCUUUAAAUAUAAUAAUAGGAGAUUCAUUAGAGAAAUGCAAAUUAUACAUUGAAUUAGCUAAAAUAGAAUUGGAAUAGCAAGAACAUAAAUAGGCAAUUGAAUUGUAAUAAUUCUAAUUUAAAUAGAUAUGAUAAAGCUAUAAAAUGUGGAACUAAGGUAUACAAAAACGAUAAACAUCCUGUUUUACUGCAGUGGCAAUCUAUGUUGGCUUAAAUAAAAUAAUGA